UGCUGUUCAGGGAGGCCGUGCCGUAAAAAAAGUCCGUGCGUGUUGUUCGUCCAAAAGUUUCUACAAUAAUCAUCGCCGCUAUUCACGCGCUGGUUUCACGGAAACUCGUCGAGUGCAUCGAGUCCCACCUCCGGAUAUCCUCAACUAAUUGUUCACGAGUUCACGAUCGCGUCACACGUCGCCCUUUUAGGUGCCAGACUAACACACUACCGAUAAAAUGUCCACCGAAAAGGAGGUAAACCCAGCGGAAGUGGAGCAGGAGGAACACGACACCAACUACCAGCCACCGCCACAGAAAACGAUCGAAGAAAUAAUGGCGGCCGAUGCGGAGGACGAGAGUUUGCGAAAAUACAAGGAAGCGCUACUGGGACAGGCACAGGUGGAAAAGAUUAUUUUCGACGAUUCGGAUCCACGCAAAGUGAUCGUAAAAAAGCUAGCCCUCGUUGCGGCCGACCGUGAUCCGAUGGAACUCGACCUCACCGGUGACCUGACGAAACUGAAAAAGAACGUGUUUGUGAUUAAAGAGGGUAUUCAGUACAAGAUUCGCAUCGAUUUUGUCGUCCAGCGUGAGAUUGUGCACGGGCUCAAGUAUGUGCAGAAGACCUACCGAAUGGGAGUGCCAGUGGACAAAAUGGUGCAAAUGGUUGGCUCCUACCCACCAAAGAAGGAAAUCCAGAGCUACACUACGCCAUUCGAGGAGGCACCGUCCGGAAUGAUGGCCCGCGGUACCUACUCCGUCACGUCCCUCUUCACCGAUGACGAUAAGAACGAGCAUCUCAAGUGGGACUGGAGCUUUGAGAUCAAAAAAGACUGGCAGUAAAAUGCAAUCAUCGCAAACCCGACAGCCACCAACAAAUACACAAAGAAACAAACAAUGGAGCUAUAAGAAGUAGAGCAACAAAACAAUACAACCAAUACAUUUACAGUGGUAAAAGCGUGCAGUAGAUAGGCAUGCAGGCAGGCGGACGGUGGAUGGUGUGGCUCGUGAGUCAUGCGACGAGUGCAUGAUGGUGCAAAACAUGUGAAAUAAACGGUCGUCGUAUCAGCUUGAACUGAUUGGGCUGCAGCAGCAAAAGGGGAUGGAUGGGAGAAAAGCGAUAAUAAGAAUUACAAAAAAGCAUGACAAAAGAAGCCAUUGCCUGGUCAAAAGAGAAACGAUUUGUUAAUUGCAAAAUUAUAUUGUGCUUAAAAAUUGGGCAACUUUUAUCGUUAAGGCUCCGUAGUGAACAGCUGGAGGCACGUUAGGGACGCAUUUUCCAAGCAUUCUUGGGCAUUGACAGGAUGCCGCGCAUUUACCAGCAGUGCAUUUUGUGCGGAACGAUGCACUUCGUCUUGAAUUUGUUUUCCGUUUCGAGAGUAAUUUUCUGUAGCACAUUACUGGUUGCUGAUGUGUUUGGUAUGAUCGAGUCUCUUAACAACAUUUCCCGCACUGCAGCGCGCCACUUUGAGCAUUACAUUUUAUUUUGCCUGCCUUUAUCAUUUGCAAAUCACAAAUUUUCGGCUUCUUGAGAUCCCCAUACAGUGCACAGUUGCUUAAGAAUAUUAUAAAACGCUUGAAAAACACGAUGGUAAAGCGUAAAUGGGACUGAACAAUGGGCGACAGCAUAACGUGUUCCAAAAAUCUAGCCAAACAUGAAGGACGAUAAGAUGAUUACGGUGCUUGAAAAGCAAUACGAAGGAUAGGGUGGUAUCGGGAUCGCAGAGAAUAUCGUAGAAUGUAACACGAGGAAAACACACACACCACACCACAAACACAUACCAAGUUUAUAGUAUUCUGUUCUUUUAUGCCGUUUUUUAUGGGGAGAAAAAAAGGAAAGAAGUAUUUGAUGCUCAUACGAGAUGGAUAUAACGUGAUAGGAACGUAUCAGUAGGAGCAAAUCGUGAACGAUAAGGUAUUUCUGUUCAAUAUUAUUUUUCAAAAAUUGUUCAUGCUGAAGAGGGGCCGUAAAGAAGUAGGGAGCAUGAAACGCUAGCAACAGCGCGAAGGAAUGAGAAUGAUGUUUUAUGUUUGCGAAGUAUAUAGAUGUAUGUAUAUCAACGCUAUUCCGUAUCAGCAACACCAACACCCAACAGCAUAUUAAAAACAAACCACUCGCCGUGUGUGCAUGGUAGGGAGAUGGACGUGGAAGGAUCACCCUUGCCUGUGCUUGGAUUUCAAUUGUGCCGUAGCUUUUGCUUAAACAUCUUCCUUUUGUCGAACGAAAGAUUUUUGAGUAGAAACAGACAGAUCGAAUUUGAUGACUGAAGUGCGAAACAUCUGAGAGCGCCCGUGGAAUCAUGAAAUUGUUCCCGAGGAUAGCAAGCUAAUAAACUAAACGCGUGUGAUAGUGCUGCGGAGAGUGAAACAACAAUACAAUGCCCUACUAUUCCCCGGUAGUCUGCUGCCAUUUCUAUGUUGUAUCUAUGCCCUUGUGUGCUUGUACUAAUCAUGGAGCAGAGUGGCACGGAAAUGAGCAAAAAAAACCGUAUAACAUGUUAGCAGUCAUCCUAAAGUAUCGGUAGAGCGCACCCAAGAACUGACGGAAGCAGCACUUCUUGCACAUCUUGGGAUAGUAACCCUUCAGCACUUACUGCAAUGGUUCCAGUUCCUUCGAAAGCAUUGGUAGAUUGAGUGAAGCGGCUGUUUACUGGAUCAACUCGCCAGCCUGUUGUUGGCGAACCAUUUUCUACAUUCGAUCGAGCGUAACCGGUGGAUAUCCGAGGGAAAAGAUAAUAUGCUGGGAUAAUGUACAUUUCAAUCAUGAAAAAUCAUAGAUAAGCAGCAGUCGCCGCCGCUCCCAUUAUCGAACAAUCAACGCGCAAUGGCUAUGCUGCGUUUAUGACAACCGUUUCACAAUAUAUGCGCCUUAGAUAUGUAGAUCAUACAAGUGGAGAAAGCAGAGUUUGACGAGAGAGAGAGAGAGAACUAGAAGCCGGUUUGGUAGGUGAUGAUGUCCCGCAUGAUGCCCCCCAUCCUACUGCACCGGUUGAUAGAUCAUUUAGGUGGUAGGCGAACGUUCGAGGAUCAAUAACAAUACAAUAUCCGCGGCUCGCUAGCUCGAGGAGUAGUUCCAGACAAUGCGAAAACAAUGUGCUUUACCUUCGGCGAUCCACAAUUUCAGGCGAUCAGCAGCGUGUGCGUGUGUGCUCAAUUUGUUCGUUUACGGUAUUAAGCGAGAUAUAAACAGAGAGAGAGAGAGAGACCGAGGGCUGAAGAGAAAAUACAUAAGAAACUGUAAUAAAACCUAGUGUUCCGGUGAGGGUACGUUUGUUCCUAGCCAGAGCAUUUGCCACCAAAA
Anopheles aquasalis is the source of this 3278-nucleotide messenger RNA. RefSeq names its product rho GDP-dissociation inhibitor (gene RhoGDI). NCBI's taxonomy places the organism in Eukaryota, Metazoa, Arthropoda, Insecta, Diptera, Culicidae. The record is from RefSeq and is a predicted model, not a curated record. Gene Ontology annotation, cellular component: membrane; cytoplasm; cytosol. Gene Ontology annotation, molecular function: protein binding; Rho GDP-dissociation inhibitor activity. Gene Ontology annotation, biological process: Rho protein signal transduction.